This is a messenger RNA of Wickerhamiella sorbophila, 798 nucleotides long. RefSeq names its product Proline-rich protein HUA1. The coding region runs from base 1 to 798 and encodes 265 amino acids. The record is from RefSeq and is a predicted model, not a curated record. Gene Ontology annotation, cellular component: cytoplasm. The transcript has a single exon. NCBI's taxonomy places the organism in Eukaryota, Fungi, Ascomycota, Dipodascomycetes, Dipodascales, Trichomonascaceae.
AUGCCCUCCACGCCUCCUCGGAUCGAGCUACCUCCUGAAGAGCCACCUCCUAGUGAGCCACCGCCUUCAUAUGAGGAGUCAAUUUCCCAGGAGAGUCUGGUUGAUCCGCCGGUUCUUCCACCGCGGAUAGCACCGUCGGGUGGGUCCCAGCCUGCGCGACCUCAUCUGCCUCCGCCUGGGCCUCCUCCCAGGCCAUCUCCCAAGCCCUCUUCACGGCCACCAAGCAUAUCGUCGAGUGGGUCGAGUCGACCGUCGAACAAUUCACUAGUCAAGCCAUCGAGCAAGCCACCUAGCAAACCGCCAACCAAGCCACCAGCCAAGCCACAAAAUAGGCCACCCAGCCGGCCGCCUAAUUCAAACCCGUACUUGAGGUAUCCGUCUGGGUAUCACUGUCCGAAGUGUAACAAUACUGGCGUUAAAUUGUCCUCAGGCCGGUCUUGCAAAGACUGUUACGAGCGCUUCGGAAGGCCCAACCGCAUCCAGCCUGCUCAGUCUGGAGUAUAUGCCUACGGGCCGGGUCCUGCCUACGGGCCGGGUCCUGGCUACGGUCCUGGUCCUGGCUACGGCCCUGGUCCUGGUUACGGCCCUGGUCCUGGUUACGGCCCUGGCCCUGGCUAUGGUCCCGGUCCCGGGUAUGGCCCUAGACCUAUUUAUCAGCCUCCAAGAGUGGUCCAGCCCGGCGACCCAGCAAUUGGUGGCGUUCUCUGCGGCAGAUGUCGUGGGUCGGGCCUGGUGUGGUCGUUUAUUUUCGAAGAACAAUGCCCAUUGUGUCGCGGAAUCGGCCGGUUGAUCAAUUAG